ACCCUUAUAUAUAUAAGUUGCACCUAACCUCUUGCUCUAGAAAGAUCACCAAACUUCUUAAUAGACAGAAAUUGGGUAGAAAAAAGAUAGAGAGAAAGUGAGAUUAAUAAGAAGAAGUGAUUAUGUCUCAAAUUAUUAAUAACAAUUUAUUUGAGGAGCAAAAUCAGAUUCCUACACAAAUGGGAUUCAUUCCUUUCCCAACAAACCUAAUUACUUUCCCUUCUUUGGGUUGUAAUAAUCAAUCUUUGAAAGCUUUAAGUUCCAUAGCUUCUUCACUUACAUCUGAAUCAGCUGAUUCUACAUCAAAUCUAACACAAACCCUACUCUCAAGUGCCAAUCUUCAAAAACCAUCAAGAGAAUACCUCACUCCUAGCUUUGGAGGAACUCAAUUCCUAUCUUUGCAUAGAUCAAGUGUAAAUCCAUGGGCAAUAUUGGGAGGAGUAAGUGAUUGCUUGAAUGAUAGUAGUAAAAGAAGUGGAAUAGAUCAUGAUCAUAAGUUGGGGGUUUCUAGCAUGAAAAUGAAGAAAAUGAAGGGAAGAAAGAAGGUAAGAGAGCCUAGGUUUUGCUUCAAGACCUUGAGUACUGAUUUGGAUGUGUUGGAUGAUGGUUACAAGUGGAGAAAGUAUGGACAAAAAGUUGUCAAGAACACACAACAUCCCAGAAGCUAUUACCGUUGCACACAAGAGAAUUGUCAUGUAAAGAAGCGCGUGGAGCGCUUAGCGGAGGAUCCAAGGAUGGUAAUAACCACAUAUGAAGGAAGACAUGCACACACUCCAUCAAAUGAUGAUCUUCAUGACUCUCAAACUCAAUCUCAUGAUUUCUUAUGGUAGUGCAUGCAUACACCAAAACAUGUAUCAUAAUAAUAGUGCUACAUAUAUGUUUGCUUAUUUGUUUUCUAAUAUUCAAGGUGAAAAAUAUCGAAUUUAUAGGUGUAGUAGAGUAGAGGAGUGAAAUUGAUAAAUAAUGUAUUUGGACAUGUCACAUGUUUAUUUUUCAUCCCUUCCAAGUUCCAAACAUAUACCAAAUUAAUGACUGCUGAUUAUUUUCUAGUUUUAUACUAUAGUCUUGGACUAUUGGUAUUUUUUUUGGCAAUAAUAUUGCCACUA
Molecule: messenger RNA, 1106 nt
Organism: Trifolium pratense (red clover)
Lineage: Eukaryota; Viridiplantae; Streptophyta; Magnoliopsida; Fabales; Fabaceae
Product: probable WRKY transcription factor 13
Exons: 3
Coding region: 123-830 (235 amino acids)
Biological process (GO): regulation of DNA-templated transcription
Molecular function (GO): DNA-binding transcription factor activity; sequence-specific DNA binding
Source: RefSeq, a predicted model, not a curated record